Pyricularia oryzae 70-15 is the source of this 2568-nucleotide messenger RNA. RefSeq lists its product as uncharacterized. The record is from RefSeq and is a predicted model, not a curated record. NCBI's taxonomy places the organism in Eukaryota, Fungi, Ascomycota, Sordariomycetes, Magnaporthales, Pyriculariaceae. The transcript has a single exon. The coding region runs from base 224 to 2335 and encodes 703 amino acids.
CACAUCAGCCUUUGAUUCGUCUCCGACGGAAUCUUGCAUCAUUCUGUCUUCGUUUCUUUUUUAUUUUCUUUUUUUAAUUUUUUUUGUUCAGGCACCCAAUCAAUACAUGCUACCUACUUUUUGUUCAAGAACGGGCUUCUGGAAGACGCCGCCCUCCACCACCUUCAAUCCCCACUUGACUUGACUUGACUUAACUUCCAUAUAGCACCUCUUGGGCGACACCAUGGAGGCUCGCAAGAAUAUCAAGCGAGCCCCCAUGCUGAGCUUUACCGCUACCCACAACGUUGGAGAGAACCCCGAGGAUGUUAUCACUCUUGGAUUGCGUCGGGGGUUUGAUCCCUCAACUGUUGCUGCUCGGAUAUUUCACUCCGUCAAACCACUUUCGAAUCCUUCCGGGUCAUCAUUAUCAUCGUCGUCGUCGUCAUCACCAUCACUGUCUUCUAAUGAUCACAUAGAUGCAGUUGCGGUGCACAAAACAAGAAAUAGGGUGGGAGAUGCUGACAAGAGCGCCCGGCAAGGCCCCGUUUCAUCUUCAGCUUCGGAAAAGUCUGCUGGUCUUAGUGAAUCUUCUCCAAAUUCGACAUCCCUUUCGGGGGACAUCCACGAGAACGACGAAAGAGACGGAGACCAACAGGAUGCUAUGGCCAAGAAGUUAUGGGAGAAGUUGGCUGCUCACCGCAGAACUAGAGCUAAGCUGAGAAAGAAGAAGGAGGUUCUUCGACAGAACCUUAAGACCUCAGAACUCCAAGUCACCCAGGCAGAUAACCUCUUCCUGAAUCAGGUCCGGAGGGUAGUCUUCCAAGAUUCAAUAGUACCGACUGCGCAUGAACAAUCUAAAAGCAAGGAUGAUCUUCUUACCCUCUUUAAUAGCAUCCAAGAGGAGCGCUCAAAACACGUUAUGCUCCAAAACGACCUUGAGGAACUAGAGGGAGACUUGAGUCGUGAAGAAGUUGACCUGGAGAAUGCAGAAGAGGACUUUUUGCAGCAAGUGUACAGGAGUCAGCUCCAGGCUGCAGGAGGAUUGAUGAGACCCACCACCGAGAAGAUUCUACCAAAGAAGGAGACACAGCAGAAUCUGCCCUCCAAUGCCUCACUCAGGGGCAUCAGGGCCGACAUCACUGAGGAUUACCAUCCCCUUUACACUAGGCUCCAGAAAGCCGUAGGCAGAAAAGAGUUGGAAGAAGAAGAGCUUGAGAAUCUCACAUUGGAGCGAAACCACAUCGUCCGCAUGGUCACACUAAAGCAUCUCAUCGCAUUGGCGCGGCAACGUCAAGAGCAAGUGGACGAUGACACGGUGUUCGAGAUCCGCCCCGAAGACACUGAGGUUUUUGAAAAGCAACUAAGGGACCCAAGCAAUAUCGACAUAUUGGCACGUAGGUAUAAUGUUGAUGAAGACGAUGUGGAAUUUCUCAAGAGCUUCGAUCGACAGGAAAAGGAAGGCAACCACAUUUUGGCGUGUCUCACGGCUGAGAUUUGGCACUUGAGAUCUUUGUGCAUCGCGCGAGGCGCGAUGCCAAGGUACCCCUUACCGUCUUUUGCCUAUAACAUGAACGCAGCUCUGGGUUUGCCCACCGAGCAGGUUGAAGAAGAAUUGGAGGACCCCAUUUUCAACGGCAGAGCUUUUGUCCCCAUCGUUCGACCAGGCUACAGACCCAAGCCUUCGCCCAAGUGGCCUAAUGACCCUCUCAGUCUCAGAAACCCAAGAUUUUUCCUUCUCCUGUCGGACCCGAAACACAUUUUGGAAGAGAAAACCGCUCAAAGGGCAUACCAAGAUGCAGUACAGAUGGCGAAGAAACAACUGCCGCCACAUGCCGCCCAAGACGACGCAGCUGUGCGAAAGAACCCCGAGGUACAGCGGUACGGGAAGGAGAUCAACAUUGAGAAUCUGAUGCGCAACGCGGACCCUUCCAAGAAGGUCGACUUUAUCAAUCGCUGGCUGAUGCACAAGCUGCGCACCAGCACUGUCGAAAUGCUCGUGCUCCUGAUGGUGUCCAUGACGACCCUCAGUUUGAGAAGGAUCACAAACUGGGGAGCCUGGCAAAGUGACAUUGCAAGAUUCUGGACCAGAGAUGGCGCCUUCAACAUUCCCGAGGACUUAUUUGAAGGGCCCCGCACGUCGACGCUCAGCUCACAGAAUGACGGCAGUAGUGCUUCCAGAGCAGCAGACGCCAACGGUGAUGUAUCAGGUGCGCCUGUUGGUGACACUGCCGCUUCGAGUCGACGAAGCUCUGUUCUGGAACCGCCAUCAUCUAUGCAGAGCGAUUUGGGCCAACCACCGAGGGAGCAAGUCGACAGCCAAACAGCUGCUCGUGUCCUGAGCCAUCAUUCUGUUUAGUGGGCAUGUUAUUGCAAUCUGACUACUUGUGGGCAUCCGGCUCUUGCAACUCAUCGACAUUGGCCGGUCUCAUUCUAUUCUCGACUGUCCCAAUUUCUCAGUUGAUGUAUCUGAUUUCAAUCCCGCUAAUUUUGUUUAUGUCUAUCAUUUUAAAUCUUAUUCACUACGCUUUUGGCUUAUUUCUUGUCUCUUUCUUUCCCCCUCACUUAAGUGUUCAACAUAUUUACAGCGUG